Culex pipiens pallens (northern house mosquito) is the source of this 2314-nucleotide messenger RNA. RefSeq names its product glucose dehydrogenase [FAD, quinone]-like. The transcript is spliced from 2 exons. Gene Ontology annotation, molecular function: oxidoreductase activity, acting on CH-OH group of donors; flavin adenine dinucleotide binding. Lineage: Eukaryota; Metazoa; Arthropoda; Insecta; Diptera; Culicidae. The record is from RefSeq and is a predicted model, not a curated record. The coding region runs from base 8 to 2032 and encodes 674 amino acids.
UAAGUAAAUGCAGCUACCCCGCAGUACAGAAUCUCAAGCAGUUCCGUUCAAUGUUAGCUUCAGUCUUUUUCCGGAGCUCGCGAUCGUCGGACGUUCAAAGAAGAUCGAAUCGGUUCUGCCCACCGCAAUGGCGGGUAUCUUUCGAGCAAAGUUUGUGGUCCUUGUGCUGUUGAUAGUACAAAAUGUAGGCGCCGACAGUGCGGAACAAAACUUGGUAAUGGGCGAAGGUUCUUUCGAAAACUUGAACGAUUUCGAAAAACAGUCCAACGUGGACUCUAUCAACGAUGAUUUUCUCAGUGAAACGAAAGGUCGUUACAAAGCGAAGAACAUUCUUAACCAGUACGAUUUUGUGAUAGUUGGCUCGAGUCCUGCGGGGUGUGUUCUGGCGAACAGACUGUCCGAGAAUCCCGAGUGGAAAGUGCUACUGUUGGAGGCUGGAGAGCGGGAAAAUUUGUUCGUGAAGAUUCCGGUGUUUGCGGCAUAUUUCCAGUCCACCAGCUAUACGUGGAACUACCUGGCUGAGCGACAAAACUAUUCUUGUCGGGGAAUGGAAGACCAACGGUGCGGAAUGCCCCGUGGCAAGGGCCUAGGAGGAUCAACGCUCAUCAACUACAUGAUGUACGUUCGCGGAAAUCGUGACGACUUCGAUCGCUGGGCCACUGAGGGAAAUCCGGGCUGGUCAUUUGACGAUGUUUUGCCUUACUUUAAGAAAUCGGAGCGAUCCUUGCUGGGCACCGGAAACGGAUACCACGGUACGAGCGGACCAUUAGAUGUGAGUUACGUGCCUUUCAAGUCGGAGAUGGCUCGAGGUUUCGUGACAGCACUGCAGGAACUGGGGAUGCCUUUGGUGGAUUACGACGGAGAAAAUCAACUCGGAGUUUCGUUUUUGCAUGCAAACCUGAGGAACGGUCAACGCUUGUCUGCGAGUACAGCUUUUCUCGAGCCGGUCGAACAACGCCCGAAUCUGCACAUCUUGACUGGUUCAAGAGUCACUAAAGUUCUGAUUGAUCCUAGAACAAAGGCGGCUUACGGGGUCGAGUUUAUACGCAAACGAUCGCGAUACGCAGUGAUAGCGAAAAAAGAAGUUAUAUUGUCUGCAGGAGGUCUUCAAACACCACAACUGCUGAUGCUCUCCGGAGUUGGACCAAAGGAUCAGUUGCUCAAAGUUGGAAUACCGGUGAUCCAAGAUUUGCCCGUGGGAAAAGUUUUGUACGACCAUAUUUACUUUACCGGAUUGACAUUCCGAACAAACACUAAACAUCUUACACUGAACGUGGACCGGCUUCUUACGUUGAGUGCAAUCAGUCAAUAUUUACAAGGAAACGGAACAUUGACUAUACCUGGUGGAGUAGAAGUACUUGGUUUCAUCAAUACUCUCAACACAAGUCGCGACGCGGUUCCGGACAUUGAACUUAUCUUCGUUAACGGAUCGCCUGGCUCGGAUCACGGCAGUGGCAUUCGCAGAGGACUUCGCCUAAGCGACGAAACUUACGAGCGCUACCGACCGCUGGAAUCAGGCGACAUCGACACUUUCACUGUCAACCUGGUACUGCUACAUCCCAAAUCCAAAGGAUACAUGGAACUCAAAAGUGACAACCCCUUCCAGUGGCCUAAGUUUUAUACCAACUUUCUCAAGGAAGAGGAAGACUUGGAAACACUGGUGCGUGGCAUCAAACGUGUGAUCAACAUUGUGGACACCCCCGCGAUGAAGCGUUACGGCGCGCGUCUUCACAACAUUCCAAUGCGGGCGUGUGCUCUCCUAGGGCACGGCACCGACGACUAUUGGAGGUGUGCACUGCGCACUCAAGCUACCUCGAUGUACCACCAAACUGCCACCUGCAAAAUGGGCCCUGCAUCGGACACGGAAGCAGUCGUCUCUCCCCAGCUGAGGGUGUACGGAAUCUCGAAUCUGCGAGUGGCCGACGUCAGUAUUGUUCCGGUAACGCUUAGCGGUCACCCGGCGGCGCUGGCGUACAUGAUUGGCGAAAAACUGGCCGAUAUGAUAAAGGAGGAGUGGACGAAGUCAAGAUGAGACAGAAUGUAUAUAAGAGAGUAGUAAAACUAGCAGUUUUUUGUGUUUUAUAAUACGGUUACCUUUUAGUGCCCUCAGUGAGAUGUUCAUCUAACUGUGCAUUACCUGUAAAUAGACGAGAGAUAAAAGAGAUGAGCACAAAUUUCUGCAAGGCUGAAUGUUAUUUUAACAUGAAAAAAGUAAACUUUUGUUAGAAAACGAAACAAUAAUCUUAUGUCCUCCACAGUAAACAUUGUUAUUGCUUAUACUUGUUAUUUAUAUUUUAUUAAUAAAUAUCAUUAA